Molecule: messenger RNA, 1659 nt
Organism: Vitis riparia (riverbank grape)
Lineage: Eukaryota; Viridiplantae; Streptophyta; Magnoliopsida; Vitales; Vitaceae
Product: protein EMSY-LIKE 4-like
Exons: 8
Coding region: 137-1237 (366 amino acids)
Biological process (GO): defense response to fungus
Source: RefSeq, a predicted model, not a curated record
AUGAAUGUUACUGACUUUGAAAAUGGAUAAAUAAAACCAGUAGAAGCAAAAGGCUGGAGACGACCGCCGGAAAAUUGAGAGGAUAGGCGUUGCUACAACAUAGUCACCGGAGGGCGCCGGAGUGCCUACUCUUCACAUGGAUUACACCGGGCACAAUGCCUUAGCAGGAACCUGCAAAGGUCUUCAAAUGCAAGGUACUAACAGUUCCAUAUGCCAUCGAGCUUAUGGAAGUACAAAAAUGGCUAGAGUAAAAGAAUCACAUGGAAGGGAUAAUAUGGACGUGACUUGUGAAAUUCAUAGAAUGGAGAUGGAAGCAUAUAACGCUGUCUUGAGGGCUUUCAUUGCUCAAUCUAGUGUUCUUUCCUGGGGUAAGGAAGGGCUUAUUACGGAGCUGCGGAAGGAGCUCAAUGUUACAGAUAUAGAACAUCGAGAACUCCUUAUGAAAAUAGAUUCAAAUGAAUCCAUCAGAAUGAUAAGGGAAUGGCGGAAGGGUACUUCCUACGCUCAAGAUCCACCCCCCUCUAAAAUGAACACUGCUGGUAUUGUUCCUAGUUCAGAAAGAUAUGCUGCACAGAAAAAACUGAAGACUUCACAUACAUCUGUUCCAAAGUCUCAGAAAUAUAUAUCACACGGUCAGCCUUCUUCACCAGCUGAUCCUGCUUCUGUGCCGGCAAAAUUGAAGAAUGGUGAAAACCACAGAGAAUUGGUUGUUUUCUCCACUGGGAAUGCUGGGCUGCCAAUGAAUGCAGUUGGUCAUAAAAUUCAGGAUCCAUCUUCAAUCAAAGGUAGAGCUACAGGAGCAUCACAAACAAAGAUGGCUUUUCAUGCUCCUGAUGGUGGUAAUUUCAAGAAAAGAUAUGAUCUUAUUGAAAUCCGAGAAACAGAUAAGCUAAUUCAAGAGGUGGAGAGGAUGAUCUUUGGAAGAGAGAGCCCUGAUCUAUAUCGAGUUGAGAGUGCAAAAUCAAUCCUUCGAGAGCAUGAAGCAGCCAUCCUUGAAGCACUUGCUAAACUGGCUGAAGUGGCAGAUGCUGAUGAUCAUCCCAAUCAUUUGCAGCAUCACUUCUCCCAUGAUGAGCUUCCAGGAAUUGAGCAGCAAAUGGUGUUACGGAACAACUUCUAUGGAGGGCACAUGGAUCGGCUGAAUGGCUAUUUUGGUGAAGGUUUUGUUCAAACUCAUUUUGAUAGAUUUGGAGGACAUUGCAACAACAAUUUGCAAGAUGAUGAAGACACUCUUUGAUGGGGCCUGACUAAUUUACCACAUGCAAGCUGCUGUAGAUAUGAAGAGAUGAAGAAAGAACACAUCUCAGUUGUACAGGUUUCCACACAAGGGAAGGUUGGUACAGUUUUCCCCCUUGUUUUGAGUUUCUGCUUCAUUUUGUAGGCGGUGGAAUUUGGGUCCCUAACCUAUAGCUUACUGUUACCAACUGAAUAUUUGAUUUUGAUUCUCCUUAUUCUUCAGAAAUUGCUUUCUGAUCAUUAGGGAAUUAAAUUACUUAGUUUUGUGUAUCAAAGGCAACUGAGAUGUGCUUUAGCUGACAUUUGCUCUAGGUUUUUCUGUAUCGAGUGUAUAUGCUCCACUGGUUUGUGAUCUGAAACAGCAUCAAAAUUAAAUCCAACAGUGAUCCUAGAAAUGGGUUUGCCUAGUUGGGAUUGUUUUCA